Aspergillus novofumigatus IBT 16806 is the source of this 1400-nucleotide messenger RNA. RefSeq names its product lysophosphatidic acid acyltransferase LOA1. NCBI's taxonomy places the organism in Eukaryota, Fungi, Ascomycota, Eurotiomycetes, Eurotiales, Aspergillaceae. The record is from RefSeq and is a predicted model, not a curated record. The transcript has 3 exons. Gene Ontology annotation, molecular function: acyltransferase activity. Bases 158 to 1165 code for a protein of 335 amino acids.
CUCCUCGGUGUGCUCGGCCGCUCUUUCAGCAAAGUCCAGCCUAAUUGUCGCUUCGUCAGCUCACCUCCGAGCAAUGGCCGCAGUGCGUUCUGACUAGGUCCGCUUUUGCUGCCCAUUUUCGCCUUGCUACUACACCUUCUUGACGCACGGUUUCGCUAUGGAGAAGUUCUCGCAAUUUCGAGAUCGAGGAUCGGGUAUUGCGCCAUUUCUUCCUAUCCCCUCUCAACCGCUGGGCUGGAAGCUCCCUCUCGGAAUCUUUUUAUUCUGCUUUCGCCUUCCAUUGCUCAUCUUUGUGUGCUUGAGUUAUUUCCUCCUGCUCCAAUGGUUGCCGAUAGGCUCGUUCGGGAAGAAGGCUUCGCUGUGGUGUAUUCUCGGCGUCCCCAGUAUCUGGUGGAUUGACCUCCAAGUGGACGGUGUGAGAAAGGGAUCGCUCUCAAAACAGCACCAAGCCCGCCUCCCCGGCCCCGGCUCCGUGAUCGCCUCCUCCUUCACCUCCCCCAUCGACCCACUCUACCUGGCCGCCAUCUUCGACCCUGUCUUCACAGUCUCCUACCCGAACUCGCGCCGCGUCGAACACAUCUCGCUUUUCCAGGCUAUCCUGCGCGCAUUUGCCGCCCCGCGAGUAAGACCGUCAACCGGCGCGCGCCUCGUCGACAUCGCAAGCCUACUGGAAAAGUAUCCCGGUCGGCCCAUCGUUACCUUCCCCGAGUGCACCACAACCAACGCACGCGGGGUCCUGCCGCUGAGCUACUCGCUUCUGGGCGUGCCCGCGACAACCAAGAUCUUCCCUAUCAGCUUGCGGUAUACGCCGGGUGAUGUGGUGACGCCACUGCCUGGGAGCUAUCUGAGUUUCCUGUGGAAGCUGCUGAGUAGACCGACGCAUGGUAUACGUGUCCGGAUCGCGGAGUGCGUGGUUCGGGGAGCGGUCAGCGCUGCGGACAAGGCUGGGGCGUCGAAGCUUGCCCGCCAGCCAAGCUACGAUACCAAUUACUUUGACACCUUGGAGCAGAGUGAUGGGGUUGCGCUUGCUCCUGGGGAGAAGGCGCUCCUGGAUCAGGUGGGGGACGCCCUGGCUCGGCUGGGCAGGGUGAAACGUGUGGGAUUGGGAGUCAAGGAGAAGCAGGAUUUUCUUCGCUCGUGGACGAAGACGAGGCGGACGUGGUGAAUUGCCGUCUGAGAUUCUUCGUUCAAUUCCAUUUAUAGAUGUCUAUAUUAAAGAUUUCUGUAGAUUAGUUGGUCUUGAAGCUUGAUGGCGUAUCACUACAACCAAGCUGCCAGGAUAGGUCAACGAGUACCAGCCAAGCUGCUCUCAUAAUCAGUCUAGCCGAGAAAAAGAAAAAAAAAGGUAUCUGUAAUUAACGCGCCUUAGUCACACAUGUAAAACAAUCACUUUUUCUGUU